Messenger RNA from Xyrichtys novacula (pearly razorfish), 7230 nucleotides. Lineage: Eukaryota; Metazoa; Chordata; Actinopteri; Labriformes; Labridae. The record is from the annotation of a GenBank genome assembly.
ACUGAGUGAAUAGGAAGCUGUCAUGGCGUCGCCCACUCCCUUAUCUCCCUCCUGCAAACUUAAAAGUUACCAAACUGGUUGAGAGAGACGCUCACUGACUGCAAACACGAUUAUUUUUGAUGAUGUUGACGUGAAAUAACCAGCUACAGAUGAUACUGGUAAACGCCUUGGACAGACAACAUGGCCGUGCACAAUGUUUGGAAAACUGCAGCGCCAUGACAAAACUCUCUGCAAAAUAACUCACAGUUUCAGUUUCAUUUCUCCCGAAAAGGCGUCAUCUCUGUUCUUCAUCUCCCUCUAAACUGUCGUAGAUUCAGUUCGCCUCCUUUAACCACAGAGAGCAGUCAUUAUGCAGAAGGAAAAGUCUUCAAAAAGCAGGUAAAUACUCCGUCAAAGGUGAUAUUAGACAGGUGAAUCAUAUUUUAACAAGGCUUUGGUCGUUCUGCAGUUCUUUUGGUUCAGUUUCUACUUUUGGAGAGACCAAAGUUAUAUUGAAUGCUCCUAAAAAUCGUGCACAGUCUACUGACUAACCGACUUACCUGGUCAGGCUUCACUGCAAUGACUGAUUCACAGAGACGUUUCAAUUCCUCGAGUUUCAACUUCUGUUUUAGGAUCACUUUGUAAGCUUAUAUUUCACGGUAAAUUGCUGUUUCGUGUCAGUGUCUGCAGCAAGUUCCAAACCUGUAGGUCGUAUACAGAAAUACUUGACAGGUUUCAAUACACUUUAUUAGUUGUAUAAUUUCUAAGAUUCUUACCAUAUUUAUUAUAAUAUGGAAGUAGUAGCAGAAGCUUCAUCAGUUCAGAAUUUUAUUAAACAUUUCUCUAUGGAGUUGAGAAUGAAUGAUGGAACCAAGUUUUGGUGAAAUGUUUUUCAUUGGUGAGCACCUUCACCCAUGCAGUGCUUCUAAAAUAAUCUUCUGUUGUGUAAGUGACCAAUUAUCCAAAUAUAACUUCAUAUACUUUAACUAUUAGCAGUUUCAUCAGCUGUUUCAGAGUGUCAGGAAGACUGGAGCACACCUGGAGGCCAAGUGAAAAUGAACCAAGCGCAAAUUUUAGCAGAAUCAAUGUUGUAUAGUGCUGUGUAUUUAUGAAGAAAAUCUAGCUUAGAUAUUUGCUUUUUCUGUCUGUCAGUUUGAUCCUGUUAUAUGACUUAAAUCCACAUGAACAAAGAGUGUCGAUUCAGUGAGCUCACGGUUAUUGACAACUACCUUUUCUGUCUUGAUCGAACCCCAACCUCCUUCAGUUUAAGAGAUCAUCAACUCUACCACUGAGCCACAUCGGGCCCUUAUGAAUGCUCUUUAAAAAAACUGACAUGAAAAUUGACUUAAUAAAUAAAAAACAGAAGAAGCCAGGAAUUCAUUGUUUAUUGGUUGAUUUUUUAAUCGCCAAAACAGUUGAUAUAAUACUUAUUUUAAAAAAUCAAUUAUGAAUCCCCACUAUUUAUUUUAAUGAUUCUAGAUGAUUCUAUAUCUUGUUAUCAAUGAAAUACCUCAUAUUUUUUCUGAGUAAUGAAAUGAAGAUGAAAAAACCCAAAUUCAUUAGCUGAAAGUUUUUAUUUUUUACCAUUACCUCCAGGAAAAUUCAAAGGGAUGUUUUUCAUUAGACCUCAACAGUCACCAUCAUGAGUUCCUCAUCUAAUAUAUGCAACUGUUUUCUUUAUUGGCAACAGCUGUGGAUUUUCUUUAGCACCACCGAUUGCAUUUAGCCUGGCUACAAAAUCAAACGUGAAGGAGGAAUCUCCAUCUUUAUUUCCAGGUACAACUCUAAGCUGUUCCUUUCCCAGCUAAAAGUCAAAGCUCUGGCAUUAUUUAUGUAUUAGGAAAUCAGUUGGGUGCACAGACUUGGUAGUGGAAUUGCCACAGAGCCCUUCAGAAACAGGAAAAUGAUAGGUUUGUGCUAUCAAAAGCUGUCAUCUAAAAUCAAUUUUUCAGAAAGAAAAAAAAAGAAAAACUGAACCAAGUUGACUCCUGGUAUAAUAGCUCAGUUGUUUAAUUUCUUUGGUGGAUUAUUCAUUUAUAUACAGUAGGAAACAUACUUGUGUGUCCCUCUAUAUCAGGUAUCACACUUUGUGGAUUUAGAGGUUAAGCACAUCUGCACAUUUCUCUUCAUGCAGAAAAAAAACUUAAGUAUUGUGCCAAAGAUGGAGAUAAGCAGCUUUAAGUAUUACUACCACACUCACACUGUUAAUAUAGUUUCCACCAAAGCAUUCAGAGAAGGAAGACAAACUCACCUGGAACAGUUUAAAGACCUGUAAAGAUGAUAAUUGAUCUGUACGUUUUAUAAAACAGUAUGUAUAUUAAUCUUGUCUGUUAUGACAGGUCUCUCAAAGGCUCUUGAACCCGGGGUGGGUGUGCAACAAGGUCUCAACACUGUGGCAGCAACUUCUUCACAAGAUGAAGCAAAGGCCAAACCUUUGUUUUCGUUUUUAGGUAAGAUUUAAGACUGAGCAGGGUAACAGACAAAGGUUCAUCCAGCCACCCAUUAUCUUAACCGCUUAUUGCACAUACUGCGCAUCCUAUUCAGAGUGGGCUGCAGCCCAUCCCUGCUGUCUGAACAACCCUGAAACAGGCUGCCAGUCUUUCACAGGGGUGACAUAGAGACAAAUAACAUUCACAUGCAGUAACACCUACAAGCAAGUUAGACUGAUCAGUCAACCUCACAUGCAUGUCUUUGGACUGUGCAAAGUACCUGCAGAACCUGGAGAGAACCAAACCAUGCCUGUAAAGAAAAGGGUAAAAAAAGUCUCUGCCAAGCCAGGGACUGGAACCAGGAACCUCUUUGAAGCAAGACAAUCAUCACUGGCAGUUAGAGGAAAAGGUGUUUUAUUACUUUUUUUUUUUUUUUUCGUGUUUUUAUUCAUAUUUGCGAACUAGCAAGUGCAGGCAUCCAGUAUCCUUUAUUUAAGUUACCAUAUCAUACAUGUUUCACAGAACAAAAGUGUUAUCAUCUGUUGGUACAGCAUAUGAACUGUCUGUAUUGAAGGAGAGUGUCCUAGAUUUUCAACAUUUCUCCAUCAGUUUCAGUCCUAAUGAUGCCUGUGUAAUGACAGUCUUUCAAAAGACUCCUGAACCAAUCUUUGGGGCUCUGAAACUUGCAUAAUCUAUUUUUGAUCUUUAACUUUGUUACAUCUUCUCAAACUUGCCCUGCAUCUUUGGCCAUCUAACCAUGGAUUUUAUAAAUACAUGUAUCAGUAUUUGAUGGCUUUAUUUUAAAGUAUUUCAUCUUUGAAUACAGUCAAAGAGCUCUAAACUUUGCAUAUACUAUUGAACCUGAACAACUUUUCAACUCUCUUCAGCUAAAAUGUUGACCACUCCAUGGAGAGACGUGACGUGGACAGAGGAGUGAGUAAAAACUGUGAUUUUCUCUAGAAAUUAGAUUUGAUCUGUUAUCAUAACUACACAUUUCUGUUCAUUCAAAGCUUGAAGACACCCUUUUGUUGUCUUAUCCUUACUCCUUGUGUCUAAAUUUUUAAUUCAGGCAGAGGACAAGCCUCAUGGAGAAGCUCAGCUCCUACAGACCUUGUAGUGAGGGGGUCACUCAGGCUCGGGUGCUCCUCCUGGGUCCAGUCGGUUCUGGAAAGUCCAGCUUCAUCAGUUCAGUCCAGUCAGUGUUUAAUGGAAGAGUGACGAAUCAGGCCAUGGUGGGCUCCUCCUCAACCAGCUUCACCAAGAAGGUAAGAAGAGUAUUUCAAACUCUCUUGUGGACAUAGGCUCAAAUUCAGUGUUUUUUUUCCCCCAUACAGACAGUGUCAACUCUACAAGCAAAAUUACAAAGCUCUGCAAUUCUAUCAAAAAGAGUAAAUUCGAAAGAUUUAGAGGGGGGGACUAGAAUUUUAAAAAUGUAAAUACAGACUGUACAUAUUCAAACCUAGAAAAAGCUUUAUGAAAGCAACCUAAAAACUGUUUAGUACAAUCUCAGGGGAAACUUGCUAUCAGCAGGUCUUUUCCAUGAACUCUGAAGUUAUGUUUGUAUCAGCUGCAGUCAUUCAACAUCCGUGGAGAGAAGGAAAAGGGUCCUACUGGUCUGGUGCUGUGCGAUUCUAUGGGUCUUGCAGCCGGAGAGACAACGGGGCUGGCACUCCAUGACAUCCUGUCAAUCAUUAAAGGCCAUGCACCUGAGGGGCACAAGGUGAGCAGUAUGCUUUAGCAGGUAGGGUCUGCAGAGAACAAUGCAAGGCAGUGAUUUUGUCUAAAAUGUCUUACCUGAAUUACACAUAAUCUUGUACAAACUCAGGAGGAAUCGUAGGCUGUGUAAAAAGAUUAAUGGCACAGACAUUUAAGAGCGAUUUCAUUUGGAGCCAAACUCAACUUUCUUGAGCUAAAUAAUUUUUAUCGUCUUUCAUGUGAAACCAAAAGAUUUUUUGGUUGUGGAAAGCAUUUUGCCCUAAAAUAUUUCUCACCGAGUAAAACUGAUCGAGACUGAUAGUACUGGUAUUCUUACUUGUAAAGCUUUGUCAGCAGUGUCUAUAUGUAUAUGCCAAGAUGCAUUAUGCUCCAGCAGCUGCAGCCUGUAGACUGUUAAAAAAAAAAAGCUGGAUGACACCAACAGGCCAAGAGCUCUGCCUACUGACUGGCUGUAGUAGUGCAGGUCUUAAAGCCCGCCUGCUUCAUGUUUGAAGAUGGGUCAAGGAUCAAACCACACAAUUAAAAUGCAGAUCAGAUUUUUUUAAAUUACAAUGGACUUUUUUUUUAUAAAAUAUUGGUAAUGCUUUGAUAUUCUACCUCCAGUACAAUCUUACUACUGGACUAUCAGCACAGACUCAAACCACCCUCUCCACAGUGACUUCAUCCUGCUGCCCUCAGGUCGCAGUCUCAGGACUCUGAGGUGGAAGUGGGCACGCUGCAGUAAGAGCUUUGUCCCUUCUGCAAGCACUGCCCUGAAUAGUCUGCAAAGAAAAUCCAUUGCCUCAUCUGCAUGUGUGUUGUCCUGUGUGCCUUGUCCUUAUUGUUACUACUGUGAUGUCCUGUGUGCCCCUCUGUCCCUUAUCAUGUAACAUGCCUUGUUGUCCUUAAGUCUAUGUGUCCAUGCCAGUGUCUGUCUGUCUGUCUGUCUGUCUGUCUGUCUGUCUGUCUGUCUGUCUGUCUGUCUGUCUGUCUGUCUAAUCUAAUCUAAUCUAAUCUAAUCAACAUUUAACCAGAAAUAGUGUAUUCCUAUCAACCUUAGCUAUGGUCAUGUUACAAUGGUAUGAACAUUUGACAUGCUAACACACAACAUGAGAUGCUUUUAUUUUUAAAUUUGUGAUCUCUUCUUUCUCUCCUCUCAGUUUAGCCCAGACCAGCCGGUGAGGUCAGAGACUGCAGGCUAUGUGAAGAAGCCGAGCCUAAAAGACAAGAUUCACUGUGUUGUUUUUGUAGUGGACGCUGUUAAAAUCCAAAGCUACCCUAAAGGCCUCAGCACCACCUUCCAGCAGCUCCGAGAGCACAUCAGUGACCUGGGUAAGGGUGAACGAGAAGUUAAACACAAACAUUUACUCAGCCAAGCACAUUAAUAUGACUCUGACAGUUAUCGCCGCUCCCACGUUGGUAUGUAUAUUCUUCCUACAAAACUGAAAACAGAAAAUAAGAGUGGUAAUUUUGGGGUCAAAAUGAAAAGCUGUGAUUCAGUCAGUCAGCAAACUGUUGUUUAAUUUUUACAAAUGUCAUUUUUUUUUGUUUUAAGGAAUAAAGAAAAAUACACCAACUAUCAACAUCUUACUCAUGGCAUCUUAUUCUUUAUUUUAGGUGUUCAUCAGGUGGCUCUACUUACCCAUGUUGACCAAGUUUGUUCGGAAACUGCCAAAGACAUCACCAAAGUGUACCAUAGUAGCGUGAUCCAGGACACGGUAGGUUUAAAUGAAUAAAUAUCUGAUACGAGAUAAUGAUGUGCAAGAAGAAAAAGAAGUGCACUAUAGACAAAGGAUAACCACAGCAGACUUAAAAUGUAAAUAAUGUAACUACUUUAAUUUCUUUUUCCUCCUAAAAGUUAGAAGUUGUUUUUUAUUUUUUAAGUUCAAUGCUGGAGUGUAUUUACUGUGUUUUCAUUGAGAAGCUUCCAUAUAUAGUCUUUAUUAAGCAUACAAUGCAAAUGUGGGGGGAUGUUUGACAUUUACAGAACAUUAUUAAGGUGAAAACAACAGUAAGAUCAAAUUGACAGUAUGAGGAGUGACAAAAUAUGCAGGUUUGGAUCUCCCUGACCGGGUUAGUAUAAAGUAUGUGAGAGUUUAUCUUGUGUUAGAAGUGAGGAGGAUUUUUGUUCACUUCUUACAGCUGCACUGUUUGAGAUAAUUACAUCCAUUGUCUUUGUGUAAGUAAACCCAGCACAGGAACUAAUGGUGUGAAAAAUGUCAAAGUUUCAUGUCUCUGUUUGUGCUUAUGUGUUUGUGUACGUAUAGAUGACUAAAGCUGGCUCUCUGUUGGGUAUGUCCACCUCCUACAUCGUUCCAGUGAAGAACUACUCAUCAGAGCUGGAUGUUGAUGUGAACACUGACAUACUCCUGCUAAGCGCCGUCGACCACAUCUUGCAGUAUGCUGACCUGUAUUUCCAGGACAACACACCACAAUACACAGAGUUGGGAAAAUUGGACUAUUAAGCUUUUGGAAAAUGUUUGUCAAAAUAUUAAAAGGAAAGGCCUUCAAGAGGGAUCAAAUGAUUUCUGACUUUACUUACUCCCGCUUACAUUAAACUAUCAUAUUUUUUACAUUGUUGAAUUUUACAAACUUUUUGCUCAUUUCUAACGUAUAAAAUUCAGAGGGAAAUGGAUUUGCAAGUGUGUUUUUUCUUCAUGUAAACCAAAACCUUUCAGGUGAACUGAGUGGUCCCAGAAUGGCAUGCCCCAAUGUUUAAAGAAAGAUUAAGACAUUUAUUCCUUCACACAUGCUAAAACUUUUACCCUAUAAGUUAAAAUUAAAUUUAUAAGAGAUCAAGACUAUUUUUUUUUUUUUGCUAAGAGGGCAGUCUGCCCGUCACACAGGAUGGAAAAAAAAAAAACUCAAAUUGUGUGUGUGGACGGGUGGGGAUCUCUGAUAAAUUCGGGCUUGCAGGGUGGGUGGCGUUUUUUGCAGUUUGUAUUCUAAUUUGUUUUUUGUUUUUUUUAUUUUGUAUCCCAUGUGUACAUCACUUUUUGAUACAAGCCAUGUAUGAAAAGUGCUUUAUAAAUAAAGUGAUUGAUUGAUUGAUUGAUUGAUAUCCGAUCACAUAUCGGAUCGGUGCAUCCUUAUUAAACAUUGUGUUCACCCACGCUUAUCUUGGAAA